UAUAUAUUGUUCUUUUUUUUUCAAAGACAAAGACAUACUUGCUUCUUCAUAAAGCUAGUUUUUGUGGUUGUGCUUGAUGCUCACAUACAUAUAUUUAUAGACAUAUAUAUACGCUUAACCUUCUGAGAAUAGCUUAAAAAAAGCCUUCUUAAAUACAAAUUAAGAGAGAGAAAAAAGUGAGUGUGUUGUAGUGUGCUUAAAUAUAUGGCAUUAGAAACAGAGCUUUUUCAACAAGACCCUUUUGGCUAUAUUAUGAGCAGUGGUCUCAAUAAGGAUUUUCACGCCGCCAUGAUAGGUGGUGGUAGUAGUAGUGGUGGUGGUAGUGGUAGUGGUGGUGGACCUUGGAACUAUGGAUACUUUUUUCAAGAAAACGACAUUAAUAUCCACCCAAAUGACCUAACAAACGACAACAGGUUUGUGGGGCAUGGUUUCAACAAUAAUCUUCUCAUGGAUUUGGAAUAUUGUAUAACUUCACCCUCUUCCAUGGAACUCCACAACAACAACAACAACAACAACAAUCAUUACUCAACCAAUAAAUUUUCCUCCACAGACUCAGCCGCCGAUUAUUUCACCGGAAACUAUACUAGUAGUACGACCACUCUUGAUGGAGGACGGCCACCUAGCAGCCACGUGUUUUCUCCGGCCGCCGAAACAACUCAAGCAACCACCACCGUCCGGCGAAAACGACGCCGUAUUAGAAGCGUGAAGAAUAAGGAAGAGGUUGAAAAUCAGCGGAUGACACACAUUGCAGUGGAGCGCAACCGGAGAAAACAGAUGAACGAUUACCUCGCCGUUCUCCGAUCCAUGAUGCCUUCUUCUUACGUCCAAAGAGGAGACCAAGCAUCGAUUGUGGGAGGAGCCAUAAAUUUCGUGAAAGAGCUUGAGCAACUUCUCCAAUUCUUAGAAGCCCAAAAACGAAGUAGUACAUCAUCAACAACAACAACAAAGAAAGAAUCAUCACCAUCAGAUUCAUCAGAUUCCGAUCAUUCCUCUAAUAAUAAUUCCGAUCUCUUCUCUGAUUUUUUUAUCUUCCCUCAAUACUCAACGUGUUCAUCAUCCACCAAUAAUAAUAAUAAGGUGAAUAUUAAUGAUCAUCAUCAAACAAAAUCAACGGCAGAGAAACGAUCGGCCGUGGCUGACGUGGAAGUAACAAUGGUGGAGAGUCAUGCCAAUAUAAAAGUGCUUCAGAAAAGUCACCAUAAUCAGCUUUUGAAGAUGGUAGUAGGCUUGCAGCUUUUGCGUCUUGUGGUUCUUCACCUCAAUGUCACAACAGUUGAUAAUAUGGUUCUUUACUCAUUCAGCGUCAAGGUUGAAGAUGAUUCUCAGCUAAGCACAGUGAAUGAGAUUGCAGCUUCUGUGUUUGAGAUGGUGGGUAGAAUCCAAGAGGAAAACUGUUUAUUAAGUUAGAGAGUAUAUAUAUAUGAGGCUAAAGGCACCUUAUUAGUACCAAUCACCAAAUAUUUGUGAUAAUAUCAUGUGACUUCGGCAAUAUAUAUAAUAUUUUGUCUUUGUUACAUGAGAUAUUAACUGUGGGAUAGGAUUACUUUUAUUUUAUUUUUCUCUUGCAAACCUUGAUUAGGAUUAUAUAUUUGUCUGGGAAUUUAUUAUUUUUUUUUCGCUUUUCUUGACCGGUCAUAUACUUCAUUACCAAAAAUUAUUGUGAAGAAACAAUUGAUCAUCGUCAUCGACGGAGUCCCUACA
Messenger RNA from Cannabis sativa, 1701 nucleotides. RefSeq names its product transcription factor bHLH94. The record is from RefSeq and is a predicted model, not a curated record. Gene Ontology annotation, biological process: regulation of transcription by RNA polymerase II. Gene Ontology annotation, molecular function: DNA-binding transcription factor activity, RNA polymerase II-specific; protein dimerization activity; RNA polymerase II cis-regulatory region sequence-specific DNA binding. The transcript has 3 exons. NCBI's taxonomy places the organism in Eukaryota, Viridiplantae, Streptophyta, Magnoliopsida, Rosales, Cannabaceae. Bases 205 to 1407 code for a protein of 400 amino acids.